This is a messenger RNA of Arvicanthis niloticus (Nile rat), 2887 nucleotides long. NCBI's taxonomy places the organism in Eukaryota, Metazoa, Chordata, Mammalia, Rodentia, Muridae. The record is from RefSeq and is a predicted model, not a curated record.
GCUUGGAAGCAUGGAGCUCUGCGACCAGCGCGCGACCGGUCCUGGAGUUUCUCCGUCUUCUGUCACGGUGUCCAGGGAGCUGCUGACGGCGGGGAGCCAGGGUUCGGGAGGUAUCUGGGACCAGUUGCUCAUCAGCUCUAAGCCUCAUUCUAGAAAGACCUCUGCACUUCAAACAGUUCGGAUGCAGAGGAGCCCUUUGUUAGACCAGGUUCAGGCCUUCCUCCCACAAAUGGCCCAGGCAAAUGAGAAGCUGCGGAAGGAAAUGGCGGCUUCUCCAGCUGGUCAUUUCAAUAUUGAAAACGUGGACGAGACCACCGGGAACAUCAUACAGAUGGAUGUGGCCUUAUUUGAGAUGAAUCGGUCAGAUUCAAAAGAGGAGGAUAGUCCAGAAGAGAGCUCACAGGACAGUUCUGGGGACAGCUCGGAGUCUGAGGAUGAUGACUGCAUUCCCUCUGAAGUCACCAUCGAGAACAUUAAGCUUCCGAAAGCAGAAGGUGGCAAAGGCAAGAUUGAAGUUUUGGACAGUCCGGCAAGUAAAAAAAAGAAGCAGUGAAAUUAACCACAUAAGAGGAGCAGGUGCUCCCCGCCAGGAUUGUGGGGAGGCCCCCUGGGCUGGUUGACUUUAGUCCUUAACGUGUCACAAAGAAAUUCAAAGGCCAGGUGUACUUUACAUAGAAGGUGCUCAGAGCUUGACUGCAGAGAGGGAAGUACCCUUGGAUACUGAGAAGGGAAGCGAGGAAGAGAUUACCAGAACGCUUCUGCAGACGUGUGCGCCAGAGCGUGGGCUCUUACUCAUCCAUGCUGGUUAUAAGAUUCCUAUCGCCAGGUUUGGGUCUUGGUAUGGUCUAUAUCAAGGCAGGUUGCAGUUUGUUAUAUAGGAACUAGAUACUAGAGCCUAGGGUAAUAGCCCCCCUGCCAUUUAAGGUGUGACAGUGCCUAUAUUAGUUCAGGAAAACUCAAGCUGCCAUUUAAAGAUUUGUAAAGGAUAGCAUUUGACAUCCUGUUAGAGCAGAUUGACCUUUGCUGCUUCUGUAGAGUUUACAAACCACUAUGUGCUAUAUCACUGUCUUGUAUGUGAGUGCAGUCAUGUAAACAUUAUCAUUUCAAAUUGUAAUGACCCCGACAGCCUAAAGAAUGACUCCAGUUCUUUUAGUGACCUUAGAGUGUUGGAAGAGCUGGGUAGCCAUCUUCCCUGACUAACCAGUCUUAGAUGAUGAUAUCAGGGCUAGUAAGUACCAGUGGCGGGAAGAUGAGCAGACUUUUCAGGAAGCUACUUGAGUAGGGGAACUGUGCCCCGGUGACUUGGAGGAGAUGGUAACCUCUGUCACUUGGUGGUUUGCCAUACUAUCUAAUGAUACUUCAUCCUUGGCUCCUCUGAGCCAGGGUCUCGGGUUGGUCCUGGCAGCUACUGUUCCAUAGUCAAGCUGGGUUAGGGCAUCAAGCCUGGACUACCAGUUUUCCCACCCUCCAGCACUUAAUACCCUUCUGUACCUUCCUCCAUAGUUCCUGAGCCCCUAGAAAGAAGGUAUUCUGGUCAUUUUCCUCCCUGAGCAGAGCAAAAUGUUCCAGGGCAUGCAUAACCACCUGACUGAAGAGAGUCCACCGUAUGUGCAGGUCAGAUCAUCAUGGGUUACAGUGCUUGCUGCCCAAUGCAAGAAGAGGCGCCCCUCAGUUACAGUUGGCAGCUACAGUAUGACUGAUCUCCAUAUCCAGAGGAUAGAUAAUUGUCUUUCUGUUUCUGUGAAGAGACCCUUCAUGACUAAGGCAGAUAGUAAAAGAAAGCAUUUAGUUGCAGGCUUCCUUUCCGUUUCUGAGGGUGAGUCUAUGGCACACUGGUGGGGAGUGUGGGGAUAGGCAGAGCAAGAGUGCAAAAUUGGGCCUGGCUGGGCUUUUGAAACCUCAGAAGUCUGCCCGUCUCCCCUCCCUGCCCCUCUCCAGUGACACACCUUUUCCAACAAGGCCCCAGCUUCUAAUUCUUCCUAAACAGUCCACCAACUAGGAACCAGACAUGCAAAUCUAUGGUUCUCAUUUACACAAUUACAAUGAUUGAUUUGGUACAUACGUGUUUGGACAUGGGAUUCUUUAGCCCGAGGUUGGAGGGGGCCAGACAGACAGUUGGAAGAUGGUUAACUGUGCCUGUGCAGAUAGAACCACCACUGAACCUGCUGUUUGUGUGACACACAGGUAGGGGAGUACUUGGGGUCCUUAGCCAAGUAAGGCUGUAAGACUUGGCUCUCCCUUGUGGCCUGAACAGCACCGUCUGACACUGAAUGCUAACUGCUGGGGAUUGGGGUAGUGUUUUCUGGGGUAAGCCCAGGUUGGUGUUCUAGUCUCCUGAAGUCAGCAUAUAGUGACAGUAGUCACUUCUGGGAUCUGUCUCUCUGGCCAACAGCUCAUAGGAAGCUAGAUAGAGCACCCUGGGAUUGGAAUUAUUUAACCCUACAGUUGCUGAAAGCACUCUAUGUAUGCAUGUGUAGUGUCUUUAUAAACUUAGCUGCCAGUUAAAUGUAUGUGCCAUUUAUGUAGUUUGUUUUUCUCUUUUGGUGACACUUCAUAGUCUUGGCAAAAAGGUGAAGCACAUCCUGCUAGAUGUCACCUUUUCAUAACAGGGAUAUGAAGCUCAUUGGAAUUGCUAGGUGGUUUUAUGUCUUGUCCCUCAGCUGAAAGCCUAGGACCCCAUUAUCUCUAAGGUAAACAUUGGGACACUAGGCACACAGUUGCCUAGCUGUCCCACCCCCAUCCCCAGAAUCUAAGUUCAAAGUCUUUUUGUGGGAGGUCAUAUUGAAGGGAGUCGUGAAGUUAAAGGGGUAUUGGGGUGCACAUGAUCAAGAUGGGUUGUUUACAUGCAUGAAAUUGUCAAAAAUGAAUAAACUAUAUUUAAAAAGUG